Messenger RNA from Prunus armeniaca (apricot), 399 nucleotides. The record is from the annotation of a GenBank genome assembly. NCBI's taxonomy places the organism in Eukaryota, Viridiplantae, Streptophyta, Magnoliopsida, Rosales, Rosaceae.
AUGGAAUGUGCUCUAAGCCAAUGUAUUCCUAACGUUUAUCGAGCAAUCAUCUAUAUUGACAACUUGAACCGCUUCUUUAAGUUAGGCUUGACGGUGGGGGAGUUCUUUUACUUCUUCGAGGUGAGACGCUGCGAGAAAUAUGCUCAGCUAUGUAUGAGUAACGCCAAGCUGUUUGAUAGUUUCAGCCAAGGAGACCACGUGUGGAAUGCUGAUGUUUUGGAGAUUAGCAGCAAGUGGGAAGGUGAGGUAGACAAUGGUCCACUGAUUCUCACCACCUACUGCAAUGUUAAGGAUAUCACCCAAAAGCUUGAUCUCGGACCGGACAUGGCUAAGCUCCGUCAGGCACUAAACAUCCCUGCGAGGUUUCGAGAAUUGCAUUGGCUACUGAGUGAGCAUUGA